AUGGACAUAAAGACAAAAGGAUGGGGUGCAGGGACCUGGCUGGGCUACAGCGGGACGGCAGGCAGGGAGGCCAUGGGCCCCGGGGCUGCCACCAAGGUUGUGACAAAGGAUGCAGAUGAGUGGAAAGAAUCUGAGCAAAAAGAGGUUGAUUACAGCAGCCUAAGAGUUCAAACAAUGCAAAUAAGUGAAAAGGAAGAAGAUGAAAAUGAAAAAAGAGAAGAUCCAGAUGAUAAUCGGGAAGAAGGUAGAGGUGGUGGUGGUGAUGUAGAAACAUCUUCAGGUACCUGGAAUAAAACAGCUCCUGUACAAACAUCUCCUGCGCCAGUAGUUGUUACAGAAACCCCAGAACUGACAAUGACUAGAGGCAUGUAUAGGCCUCUUGGGGUCAGGUUGACCACAGCAAGGAAAGCACCACAAGGACCACUAGAAAUCUACAGUGAUACACAGUUCCCAUCCCCGCAGUCCACUGCCAAGCAUGUAGAAAGCCAGAAUAGGGAUAAAGAAAUGGAGAAGAGCUUUGAAGUAGUAAGACACAAAACUAGAGGUAGGGAUGAGGUUUCAAAAAACCAGGCCCUUAAACUUCAGCUAGACAACCAGCAUGCUGUGCUUGAGAAUCAGAAAAGCAGCCACACAGUACAAUUAAGGAAUGGUGUUUGCUAACCCUUCUAAGGUAACUAGACCACAGCUAACCAC
This is a messenger RNA of Lagenorhynchus albirostris (white-beaked dolphin), 693 nucleotides long. RefSeq names its product protein CDV3 homolog. The transcript has 3 exons. Gene Ontology annotation, cellular component: cytoplasm. The record is from RefSeq and is a predicted model, not a curated record. Lineage: Eukaryota; Metazoa; Chordata; Mammalia; Artiodactyla; Delphinidae. Bases 1 to 660 code for a protein of 219 amino acids.